Messenger RNA from Podarcis lilfordi (Lilford's wall lizard), 11110 nucleotides. NCBI's taxonomy places the organism in Eukaryota, Metazoa, Chordata, Lepidosauria, Squamata, Lacertidae. The record is from the annotation of a GenBank genome assembly.
GCCCCUUUCCCGCCGAGCCACGCUCUCGGCCGGCCCCUGACUGGCUAGGCCGCGCCUGUGGGUGGCUAGGAUGGCGGUGGCGGUGCGAGCUCUGCAGGAGCAGCUCGAGAAGGCCAAGGAGAGCCUCAAGCACGUCGACGAGAACAUCCGCAAGCUCACGGGGCGGGACCCCAACGAUGUGCGGUGAGGCGGGAGGAAGAGCGGGGCGGCCGGCGGGGGGGUUUCGGCUCAGAGGGGGCCGCCGCGCUCGCCCCCUGAGAGACUUCUCUGCGGUUGCCCCUUCGUGCCCGCGCCCUUUCCCUUCCCUCUCCCUGGGACUUCAGGGGCCCGAGAGGUGCAGCCGUUAGCCCCGUCCCUCUUCUAAAGGGUUCUGGGAAGGGACGGAGCGGGAGCGCAGAGGGAGGCCUACGAGCAGAAGCCGUUAGUGGCGUCCACGUGAGUUGCCAGGCGCGACUGCGCCCUGCGAACGCGGCUUCCCCGCUUGGCUUCAAUGGGGCUCGCUAGUUCCCAGUAAGGGCGCUUAGGGACGCAGCCUGCACCGGCGGCCUAAAUUAACCCAGGUUAAGGGUGCGCUCAUGCCCCAGCCUAAAUCUGUAAAAGUUUCCGUAGCACAAAAGGUAGGCAGAACCCACUGCCGUCCCCCUGCAUUUUCUGCUACUUCCUUCCACGUGGGAAGCCAAGGUAUUUUAAUGAAAUAGGCCAUCAGGAUCCUGCACACGGUAGAAGCAGUCACUUCCCGUCCCCAAUCACUAAUAAAGCUGACUAAUAAAGUGGGGAGUGGGGGAUACAUUUGCAGCAGGUCUCCAGUGGUGUUCCUUUGAGGGAUGUUUUCUGUACCACUUUGCACCUUCCUGAUGAUUAUGCCCUUGGCUUUUCCCCCCAGGCCCGCUCAAGGGAGAUUAUUGACCAUCACAGGCCCUGGUGGAGGUAGGGGGCGUGGAAGUAUAUUACUUAGGUGAGUAUCUGUGGAUGAUUAAUGGAAACCAAUUCUGUACCUUUCUGAGGGCAGCUUCUAUGCUGUAUGGAAUGUUAUGCUUGUAUUUGAAGGCUAGAAAUGAAAAGAAGGUUAAAUGUUGUUUUAAUAUGUUGAUAUAAGGUAGCUAGAGUCUGAACUCAGCUGCCAUACUUGUACAGUGAGGGGGAAGAGAGGGUUCUGCUCAUGGUCCAAAGCAUAUUCACAGGCAAACAAGCAAAUAACUGAUGGGGUUCUUGACCAUUGCUUGUGUCUGUCAUUGCAACUGCUGUCCUAAGGUUGCAUGCAACUUCUCUUCUAACCUUAAAAAAAAAACUUCAGCAAUUUCAAGCUGGACUUGUACAGUUGCUGUAAUGCUAGUUUAUGGCAGUGCUGAGGAGCCCACAAGAUUGCUGUCUUCAAAUAUUUCAGUAGAAGGCAUGUAUAACUUGCCACUUGGCUCAUAUACCAUUGUUAUUACCAAAGGGUGGGCAGCCAACCAUGCUAUUCUAAGGGUUACAGAUCCUCUGCUGUUGUAGCCUAACACUGGCAUGGUAUGGUACAGUGGUAUCUCGGGUUAAGAACUUAAUUCAUUUUGGAGGUCUGUUCUUAACCUGAGACUGUUCUUAACCUGAGGUACCACUUUAGCUAAUGGGGCCUCCUGCUGCUGGCACUGCGCAAUUUCUGUUCUCAUCCUGAAGCAAAGUUCUUAACCCAAGGUACUAUUUCUGGUUUAGCGGAGUCUGUAAACUGAAGCGUCUGUAACCUGAGGAACCACUGUACUUGAAGACUAUUGCAACAGAGCUCUGGCUGGUUUUUAUUGGAUGUAGUUUUAGGCUCUGCUUGCACAGCAGUCUUUGCAGUCCUACAGAUAUUUGGCCUACUUGGUAUUUAGUUUUGGUACUGGAAAGUUUAAAAUUGAUAGAUAUAUUCACAUUUCUAGAGUUUCUUUAAAAUGCUCUUAAAAGGAAGGAAUAAGCUUUUGAAUUUGUGGCAUUGUGUAACUUAGGGAUUAGUUACUUUUGUGGGUGGUUUAUUUUUUAAAAGUCACAUCCUCCACCCUUGGAGGGGCUUUUCUGAAUUGGAAGGGAUACUUAGUUUGUUCUGUGUAUGAGAGUUGGAUAUAUAUACAUGGGCAGAGAGAGAGGGAGAUAUUUAUGUGAGGUGGGGGAAUAGAGGGUAGGUAUGUGUUUGAGGGGACGCGGGUGGCGCUGUGGGGUAAAACUUCAGCACCUAGGACUUGCCGAUCGCAUGGUCGGCGGUUCGAAUCCCCGCGGCGGGGUGAGCUCCCGUCAUUCGGUCCCAACUCCUGCCCACCUAGCAGUUCGAAAGCACCCUUAAGUGCAAGUAGAUAGGUACCGCUUUAUAGCGGGAAGGUAAACGGCGUUUCCGUGUGCUGCUCUGGUGCCGGUUCGCCAGAGCAGCUUCGUCACGCUGGCCACGUGACCCGGAAGUGUCUGCGGACAGCGCUGGCUCCCAGCCUCUAGAGUGAGAUGAGCGCACAACCCUAGAGUCUGUCAAGACUGGCCCAUACGGGCAGGGGUACCUUUACCUUUACCUAUGUGUUUGAGAGGGAGAGAUGUACUUGCAGCAGUGUAUAUGUGAAGUACAGUAUAUGGGUGUGUGAGAGCUGCAUGUGUGUACUGAGAGGCUUUCUCUUGCAUCUCACCCAAAUACAGUCAUACCUUGGAAGUCAAACAGAAUCCAUUCUGGAAGUCCGUUUGACUUCCAAAACAUUUGGAAACCAAAGUGCGGCUUCUGAUUUCCUGCAGGAGGCUCCUGCACCAAUCAGAAACCGCACUGGAUGUUCAGGUUCCGAUAAUCAUUCGAAAACUGAAACACUCAUUUCCGGGUUUUGAUCAUUCGGGAACGUCCCCUGUAGUGAACGUCCCCUGACAAUGGAAACAGAGAAGAGCACUCUCUAGCAAUCUUGAGGCAUAAGCAAGCUGGUUUAGGGAGAUGUUCUCCUUCAAUUAUUUGGGCCCCAAACCAUUUAGCGGCUUAAUAAAGGAGUACUAGCAUUUGGAAUUGGGCCUUGCAGCAAAUAGGCUGCCAUGGUAGUUCUUUCAGAAUUGAUGUGAUAUGAUUCCAUCAGGAUAAAGCAACAGCCUUGUUAGUGGGUAGCCAGGGGGCCCGUGUGUCUGGGUCUUUGAUGCAGGAUACUGGUCAUCUUUCCUCUUUAAACUUAACUUUUUUUACAGGGCAACUGGUAACACUUCAAAGUACAGCACUGGUGAGACCCUAGACACCUCCCAUUCAAAUUUCCCAGCGUGCACUUGUCUAUUUUUAAAUACGUACAUAAUAUGUACAUAAACAGCAGCUCUAGACUGUGGGUGGGGUGGAGGGCCCAAUCCACAUAUAGUAUACUGGCCCAGGAAAUCCCUGUUGCCACCCUGUAGCUCUGAGAUCUCCCUGACAGCCAGUUUGUUUCUCCCCUUCAAAUGACAGCUGAAAUUGGCACCUAUACAUAAAAAUAAGCAUAUGCAAAUAUUUAAUGUAGGCCUCUGCUCUGAGUCUUUUCAGUACCCAACAAUGCUCCUCUGCUGAACUGUAUUCUGCACUAGUUUUCAAGGGCAGCUCCUUGUACAACACAUUACAGUGUUCCAUUUGAGAGAUAAGCAGAAUGUGCAUCAUGGUGGCAAGACUGUCUGUUCAGGAAUGUUCCUACCUGGUGAUAAGGUCAAACCUGGGAAGGGCAGUUUGUGAAACUGGGGCUACCUUGGCUUCUAGUGACAACUCUGGAUGUAAGUGUGUCCCCAAGCUGCAAACCUGCUUCUUCAUGGAAGGUGCACCCCCAUCUGAAACAAGCCAAGUACCUAAUUUAUCAACAUAAGAACCACUUUCUCACAAUUCUUUAUUGUCAGCUUUCAGUCUGUUAGCCCAUUACGGAGCCCAAGCACUGGUUCAGCACCUGAGCAGCCUCACCUAACUCAGAUUUUUAAAAAAGAAAAGAAAUAGAGCUGAUUUUAUUUGUUAGACUGAUUACAUCUUACUUUUACCCUCUGAUCUCACCUAGUGGCUUCAUAUAAAUGUUAGAGAGCAUGGUGUGACUUCUGUAAAACUUGCUGCACACAAAGCAAGACAUUGAACUUUAGUUUUAUGGGGUCUUGGCAUUAUAAACUUGCUUGGAGCAUACUGAUCUGAUACACUGAUGUGCUCUUUUGUUUCAGGCGUGGAUUCUCGGAUAGCGGAGGAGGACCCCCAGCCAAACAGAGGGAUCUAGAAGGGGCGACCAAUAGGUGAGCAGAGAAUGAAAUCGGACUGAAUUCAACAGGAUUGAAUGAAGUUAGAGACAAGAACAGCAUGCCAUCUUAGCUGACUCAGUAUAUUUCUGUAGUGCAUUUCUACAUGGUUUUUAUAUAGCACUCAAGGCUGUGUAUAAUUUAAUAUGAUUGUUUGCAAUUUCAGACAUACAAAAGGAACUGGGAGGGAAGAAAGGAAAAACCAUUCAUGUAUCAGUUCUUUAAUUAAGUUGCAUAUAAUUCCUCUUGGAAUUCUACACUAGCAAAUAAUUUAUACUGGUGUAUCUUGAUUCUGUGUGAUAUUUUAAAUAGGAUUUCAGUAGAACACCUUUUUUGUCUUGAGUACCCGUAAAUUGUGUAGGAGUUGCUACCCUACAAUAUGUUCUGUAGAAAGAAAAGUAAGCGGACUUUAAAAGUGAGGUCUCCAUCUUUAAAAAGAUGCUGUAAUAAAGCAACAGAUUUAGCAAGCAGCUAAUCUGCAUUCACCGGAGAGUUCAUUGGAUCCCAGCAACAACAUGGACAGAGAGGUUGGAUCACAGCAGUCUGAAGCACAGUAUCUUGAUUUUAGUGUAGUUAUUUUGCUUUUAUUAACAUCAUUUUCUAAGCCAAUUGAAACAUUUUCCUUGGUUCUAGUAUAAAAUGGAUGCCUUUGAUACUCUCUUAAAUUUAGGCUAGCUGGGGAACGUCGGACAAGGAGAGAAUCACGCCAUGAAAGCGACGCAGAGGAUGAUGAUGUUAAAAAAGUAAGGGAUACCUAAAAGUUGGUGGGUAGAGAGGCGAAAGAAAUGUAGAAAAGCUUCCAUUAACCUGGAUUUGACCUAUCCUUACAGCCAGCGUUGCAGUCUUCUGUUGUUGCUACCUCCAAAGAACGAACACGCCGAGAUCUUAUUCAAGAUCAAAACAUGGAUGAAAAGGGAAAACAAAGGUAUCUUACAAUGUUGUUUACUGUAACCACAAUGUUUUCAAACUCCAAGAGCAUAAUACAAAUUAUGAAAGAAAUGUUCUUUCUUGCACAGAAAACUUUGUCCAAUAUUUUAUGCUGUCCUGGUCUGUUUCUUAAGAAGUGUGUGUACAGGUACUGACUGCACCAGACAACUCAACCCAGCUUCCAUGUUUAUUUAAGUUGCCUUGCACAAUUUGCUUUGCCUGUUGAUUUGUAAGUCAAAAUAAGUUGCUUAUGUACUUAUUUCAGACUGUUGUUUUGAUUAUUCCAGGAAUGUAAAAGCUCUGGGUAGAGAUUUAUCAUGUUGUGUUUUUCAAAGAUAGGCAUCCUGCCAGAUAAUUUUUUUCUAAAAUGUUCCCUUCUUGGUUUUUUUUUAGUUUGAUAUGAACCAGUCUAAUUCAGAAGUAAGUCCCAUUGAUGUUGGUGGGAUUUCAGCCUUGGUCUUUAAAGAAUACUGCAAAUUAGCAGCUAUUGUACUUUUUUAUGCUUUUCUGUGCAAAAUCCUGGGAAAAUUUGUUAAAAUUUGUUUGUCAUUAAAAUUUGUUUAUGAGGUUUGGGUGAUGAAACUGGAUUUUACAGUCUGCUAGAGAAAUCAAAACAUAUUUAUUAAUUGUAUAGAUUUGUAUCCCACUUUUCAGGGAAGAAAUCAUAUAAAACAGCUGACAAAAUAUCUAAAAACAUGAAUAAGUUCAGAUUUGAGCUGUGGGAGCUCUGUUGCCCCUGCCCAACAACAUUCUGUGCUGGCUUCUUUUAUGAGGAAGGCUAUUUAAAGGUCUCACUUUUAGACAGUGCAUUGUGUUGAGCCGCUUGUAUAUAAACUUCAGAUAUGUAGUUUGUGGGAAAGUAUCCAAAUAAUUUUUUGGGGAAAUUAUUUCUUAAUUCAAGCACCAUCUCAUAUGUAUUAGUUGGGGUGGGGCUGGAAUGCUGGGCUGGAAUUUAUUUUCAGGCUGUGACCAUUGUGCUUGGGGUUCUGACAGUAAGAGAUGUUCUACAGUGGAGUGGACUCCCUCGAAAGGUUGUAGACUCUCCAUCCUUGGAAGUUCUUAAGCAGAGAUUGCCUGGCAAUCUGUCAGGGUUGUUUUAGUUGAAUUUCCUGCAUUGCAAGGGAAUGGACUAGAUGACCCUUGGGGGGGAUUCCCUCCCAACUUAACAGUUCUAUGAUUCUCCGUAUGGGCCAAAGUUCUUGCUCAAACAGCUAGCCCUCAACAAAAAAGUACGUCAAAAGAAGAUGACUAUAUUUUCAGUACAAUGUUGCUUACAAAAUGGCAAAUCAUUUCUUGAGGUUCCUUAUGAAAAGUCACAACAAUGUUGUUCCUUUUAUUAAAAAUCAGUCUGUUUAAUGUAUUUUAUUGUUGUCUUCAAUCUUAGAUAAAACUUUUGGAUGUCUUUGGGUCAUAUAUUAAGAACUUGAUUUAAUUUAAUACGUUUGGAAAUUAUAUGCUAUUGUUGAUAAAGCUAUCCACUGGAAUUAUCUUGUUAUCUUCUCAUGUUGGUUGUUGAAAUUUGUAAUGUCCACUAGUUAUGUUUCUUUUUAAAUAGCUUUUGCACCCUGUAUUAUUAUUGUAGCCUUUUUAUAAUUCAUGUGCCAUUAACUAACAACCUUGGAAGAUUUGGAAAACUGUUUCAAUAGGUAUGCAUAAUGGACACAUAUGAAAGUCGAUCAUAUAAUCAUAUCUUUUUACUCCUUUUCUUUUCUAGGAAUCGGCGCAUAUUUGGCCUGUUGAUGGGUACUCUUCAGAAGUUCAAACAAGAAUCAACAGUUGCUACUGAAAGGGUAUUAACUCAAUACCUUGUAAUGUUCAUUAGAGGAGAGAGAGAGUACUACUUCUUUUGAAUGAGAGAAUUGUAUACUGUCUUGUGCGAAGAAACUUACUGCUAGUAGCCCAGUAGCUCAGAUUUUUCAUUGUGGAAACAUGAAGACUUUAAAGUCAUUUUUCAAGUGUAAAGGGAAACAGUGAGCAUUCCUAAAACUUUCCUUAAGCCUAUUAAGUUCAAUAGAACAUGGCUCCUACUACAAAUACAGUUCUGUAUGGCGACCCUAAACUGGGUUCUGGCAACCAGCUGGGAAAACCCCUAGUAACUGCCAGCAGCCUAGAGAGGUCAUGCUUAGGUUUCAUAUGCCCUGCCUUUAGUUGGCUAUAUAGUUGAAUUUUUAUUAUUAUUUACUUGUCUCUGGUUCCAUAACAAUUUGAAAACAGAUUAGAAAGGGGGGGGGCACAGAGCUCCUAUUGGUUACCAGGCUUAAGGUCAUAAGUUGGAGAUAUGUAAUUGCAUUGCCUGGCACUGCUUCAUUGUAAAUGUGAAUUCCUCGAUACACAAGGCGUGCUCCAUACCUUAGGGGAGCAGAAAUGAAAAAAACAACCACUAUAAGCAGUGACUUGACUACUAAGUCCAGCCAAAAGUUGCAAUAAUUAGAUAAAGCUUUUUCUGUAUCAGACUUCUGUAUUGAUCUGAUUCCAGAACAGGGGUCGACCAGCUAUUAAGUGGUAUAUAAAUUAAUAAUAAAAUUUCUGAGUUCACCUUAAGCAAAUCUGAAACGGUUUCUCCACUUCAGCAAAAAAGACGGCAAGAAAUUGAACAGAAACUUGAAGUGCAGGCAGAGGAAGAGAGAAAGCAGGUUGAAAAUGAGAGGCGAGAGCUCUUUGAGGAAAGACGUGCUAAACAAACAGAGCUGCGGCUAUUGGAACAGAAAGUUGAACUUGCUCAGCUGGUGAGUCAAAAUUCAAGCAGCUGCUAUGUGGUGUUUGUGUUGUGGACAAUACUAAAAAAAUAAAAAUCUUUCUUUUACCAGCAAGAAGAAUGGAAUGAUCAUAAUGCCAAAAUAAUUAAAUAUAUAAGAACAAAGACAAAGCCUCAUCUGUUCUACAUACCUGGCAGAAUGUGUCCUGCUACCCAGAAGCUGUUUGAUGAUUCCCAAAAAAAAUUAAAUGGUAUGUUACUGGUGGUAGGGUAGAUACAUUUUCUUUGAUAUAAGCUCUUCUGGCAUUUCAGUAGAAAAAGUUAAACUGAUAUUGAUAAGGCAGUAAAGCGAACUUGCAUCUUAGUCAAAGGGUCCAUUCUGGGAGUCUCCACGUUUAUACAAAAACACAUAAAGCCAGAACUGGCCCACCCACAAGGUGGAGGAUUGCCUACCCAGCUUUGGGAAGUUGGUGCAAAGGCACUAGAAGGGUCCUAGAGUCCUGGUUCUGGGGUUUAGGAAAAUCCUCAGAACAGCACAUAGUUGCAAAUGGGGGUUUUCCAUCUUGCAAGAUGAUGUGCUUGCACAAACAGAACAUUUGUAAUGGUGUGACAUUGGAAUUCCAGUCCAAGUGAUUGACAGAUACAACUUGUCUCUAGGGGGUUGGGGAGAUAAGAAUCUUGCCCAUCUGUUGGAUCCAGUUAUAAAUUAUUUCUUAAUGUGAAGCUUUACUGCUCAUAACUGCCAGUAGCCUGUAAUUCAAAAAUAUGUGGCAAAUGCCCCAAUUCACAAGUGCACAUUCUGAUCUCUUAACAUGGAUGAUCGCUUGUCUGUAUGAAAUUUUCCUUGUGUGAAGUGGUUCAAGUGAUCUAUCAGUAAGAUGGAACCAUGCUAAGUACCCACAAUAAGCUUAGUGUGUCUUCUUUCGUUCUGCAGCACUGUUUGAAAAUAGGCGCAUUGAGUUUGCUGAGCAAAUUAACAAAAUGGAAGCCAGGCCCAGGCGACAAUCUCUGAAGGAAAAAGAACACCAGGAGGUGCAGAAGGAAGAAAAGAAGGAAGACCAGAACAAGGAGCAAGAAGAGGGUAAGGCGGUUCAGCAGGUGGAAGAGAUGGAGACAGGUAAUCGGAGCAAUGAUGUAGAAAUGGAAGAGGUAGGGGAAGAAAAGGAGGUAGGUGCUAGUCACAGUGAUGGAGAGAUAGAACAGGAGGAGGAGGAGCAGAAAGAGGAAAUGGAGGUUAAGGUAGAUGAGGGACCAGAGAUUAAGGAGAAUGAUAGGCAGCAGGAUAAUCAGGAGGAGGAUGUUGUGUUAGGGAAAGAGGAAGGUGAAAACACGCUGCCAGUAGAUGGCGAGCAGGAUGUCAUGGAAACCAAUGAGGCAGAUCAUGCAGAGCCACUAGAAAAUGAGAAUAGCAAAGAAGUGGAACCAGAAAUGGAGAGUAAUGCUCAACCAGAGCAGGAGGGGCCUGUUGCUCCCUUGGAGAAAGAGGAAGGCAACAAGCCAGAAGUGGAAGCUGAACCAGAGGAGGCAGAAGAGAAGGAGCCAGAAUCCAUUGCAGUGUCCGAGGCUGAGGUCCAGCCUCGACUAGAGGCUGUGCUUCAGCCACAGCCUUCACCACAGUUGGAAUCCACUCAAGAUCAAGAGCCUCAGGUAGACAAAGAAGAAACGGUAGUGCCUGAGAAUCUGCCUGAAACUCAGGCAGACCAAAUCCAGGCAGUAACCGUAGAAGUCAAGAACAAGGUUAGGAGCAGGAGCAGAGGUAGAGCAAGGAACAAAGGCAGCAAGAGUCGAAGUCGCAGUACUAGCAGCAGCACGAGUAGUACUAGUUCUACAAGCAGUAGUAGCGGCAGCAGUUCUAGCAGCGGCACCAGCAGUAGUCGGAGUAGUUCCUCCAGCAGCAGCAGCACUAGCGGAAGUAGCAGUCGAGAGAGUAGCAGUAGUUCCUCCAGCAGCGAGAGCAGAAGUCGAAGCAGAGGGCGUGGGCACAAUAGGGAUAGGAAGCGUAGGAGGAGCCUGGAUCGAAAGCGAAGGGAUAAUGCAGGAGUAGACAGGAGUCACAAGUCUUCAAAAGGUAGCAGCAGAGAUGCGAAAGGAUCAAAGGAUAAAAGUUCAAGGUCGGACAGAAAGAGGUCUAUAUCAGAAAGUAGUCGGUCAGGCAAAAGAACUUCGCGGAGUGAAAGAGACCGUAAAUCAGACAGGAAAGACAAAAGGCGUUGACAGAAGAGACCAGGCUCCCUAGCCUAAUCUUUGCAGCAGAAGAUUACUUGAUGAGUGAAAGGAUUCCAUGUGGGGAAGAAAAGGCUGCCUUAAUUGCAUGCUGUAUAAAAUCUUUUGGAGAAAUGCAGACUCUUUACCAGGCAAUUCUUGUGCUUUUUACAUGAUUUUGUAAAAGGUUACUUAUCAAAUUAUGUGACGAUGCAAAAGUGUACAAAUAAAAGGAUUGACAACCCCUUCAUCUUUUUAAAUCUCCUCUACUUAAGAGUUUCUGUAUAUUUUAAUAGGUACAUAGUUACAUUUGUGUGAAUCAUUUCUGUAUCAGAUCUUUUUUUUUUUGUAGAAAUAAAUGUGUAUUUUACAGAGGUGUGAGAGCCUGUUGCCGCUUCAUCUCGCAUAGAUAUCUUUCUCCCUUUGCCAUACUUCAUACAGAGUGUUUAAAUAUUCUGCCUAUUAACACUUCCCCUCUUAAUUGCUAAAAGUGAAUUCUCAAGUUCUGUGAAGGAGCACACACCUGUGCAUAAUCCAGGUUUUCUUUUCUGUGCUUUCGUUAUACAAAUUGAUGCCAGCUUUUACUAACGUUCCUUGGUGAACUAACUGCCCAUAUACAGAAGCCAAGUGAGUGUAUCAAGCCAAUUCUAAUUACUUGGCCACCUAAAAUCUGUUUAGAAACUUCAUGUAGUUAUUUCAACAAGCCUUGCCUCUCCCCUAGUUUUAGAGUAAUGCUUAGAUUUUUUAAAAAAAAAAAAAACUUGCAUCUCAUUUAUUUCUGUGCUUUGCAGUAUGUUGCAGGAGGCCUAUGGGUAACUUCAAAACUAGAUUAUUGUUGGCCACAGGCUAAACUUUCAAAUGCCAAUAAAAAUGCAGUAUACCAUUAAAUUAAUCGGGGGUUAAGAUGUUGUAUUUAUGAAUACCUGUUGAUGGAGGAAAGUGGAUUCAAAACUUGGAAUUUCUGUAACAUCUAAAGCAAGUCGAUGGCAAUAUAGUUGGUGUAAAAAGGUGACAUACUGUUUUUAAACUUCCUACAAGUGUAUUCAUUGGCUUGUUCUGUAAAAGUCUAAAUAAAGGUAGCUUUAUAUACUA